AUGGGAAAACGAACCAACAAGAAACUCCGGAAGUGCGAUCCAGUGCCACAGGGGACGGUUCUUACCGAUUCGCAAAAGGUCCAGUGGAAAGUAGGACCAUUGAUCGGUUCCGGUGGGUUCGGUGACAUAUACUGUACCCACAAUGCGAACGAACCAGUCCCAGCGCAAACCGAGAACUACCCGUUUGUGGUCAAAAUUGAACCCCACGAAAAUGGGCCCCUCUUUGUGGAGAAGAACUUUUACCUGAAGCACUGCCAACCUGGUGCCCUCGAACUUUAUCGAAAGCAACGCAAACUGAAGCACCUUGGUGUGGCGCACUACAUCAGCAGUGGAUCGCAGGAGGUGCUAGGUGUCAAGCAUCGCUAUCUGGUAAUGCCACGGUUCGGUGAAAGCCUUCAGACACUUUUCGUGCACCAUAGUGAGUGUCUGCCGCUGCGCAUCGUCUACCGGGUAGCGCUCCAGAUACUGGACGUACUGGAGUUCCUCCACAGCUGUGGGUACGUGCAUGGGGAUCUGAAGCCGGCGAAUAUUCUUGUCGGAUUUGGCCCGACAGGUCAGGAUCGGGUGUACUUCAUCGAUUACGGAAUGGCCGCUCGUGCCGUUGUCGAUAGGGAGCUUGUGCCGGAUCUACGCAAGAAACACAACGGAACGCUCGAGUACUGUUCGCGGGAUGCCCAUCAGGGUGUUCCGACGUGGCGCGGUGAAUUGGAGAGUCUGGCGUACAACCUCAUCCACUGGGCCGGCGGAAUGCUACCAUGGAAGCUGCUGCAAGAUUGCACCAAGGUGCAGCAGAUGAAAGGCGCAUCCAUGAAGGAUGUGGUUGGUUUGGUGAGAAGUUGUUUUGUGAAAAGAGUAGCCGGACCUCCGGUGGCCAUUGGCGAAUUGUUGCAGCUCGUGAAUUCUUUGCAUCCCAAUGAGCAUCCUGACUAUGCCGCUUGUGUUGGAAUUUUUGAAAAUGGCUUGAAAGUGCUUGGUGUUCCAAAUAGUGGACCUAUUGCCGUAGGUAACUAUGAUAUUUCGGGAGAAGGCUUAAACGCAUCUGGAACGCCGAGAAAACGCAGGAAAAUCGAAGAUUUGCCCAAAGCGUCGCCAUCUCGAAGGUCCACCAGAUUGCUAGAGCAGAGCAAGUCAAGCUCGAUGAUCUAGCGCCAUUCAAUAGCAACAUCCCGGUGCACUGGUGCGAGUUCGGAUUGUUUCAUCGCGUGAUAGGCCACCGGAUAAUAGAUUAAGUCCCGAUGAGCAGGAAGAUAAAUUCAUAUUAGUAAGUGUGGGGGCUUUCGAACUAUAAACGCAUUCAACCGGAGGCUGGCUGCCAAUUUGCU
Molecule: messenger RNA, 1322 nt
Organism: Anopheles aquasalis
Lineage: Eukaryota; Metazoa; Arthropoda; Insecta; Diptera; Culicidae
Product: nucleosomal histone kinase 1-like
Biological process (GO): protein phosphorylation
Molecular function (GO): protein kinase activity; ATP binding
Source: RefSeq, a predicted model, not a curated record